AUGCCAGUUAGUCGAGAGAGAAGGAAACAGUUGCGGGAAGAGAAAAAAAAACGAAAAGCAAAUGUUCGUCCAGGGAAUGGAUUUAUGCAAUUUCGCAGAGUUGUGUCUAGUGCAGUUGCAGGAGAACAAACUGCAAUAAAUCAAAAUGAGCUAUCCAAGAUUUUGGGAGAUAUUUGGGCGUCGUUAAAACCGGAGGAGCGCAAUUCAUUCGAAUGGAGUCAAGAGCUUUUGCAAGCAUUGCAUACCAACACCGCUUCCAAUAAUAAUAGUCGUCCCCGCCAAACAUGGAUUGGAGGCAACUUUAUUUUAACAGAAUACCAAAAACCACCCAGUUAA
Paraglomus brasilianum is the source of this 336-nucleotide messenger RNA. NCBI's taxonomy places the organism in Eukaryota, Fungi, Glomeromycota, Glomeromycetes, Paraglomerales, Paraglomeraceae. The record is from the annotation of a GenBank genome assembly.